Molecule: messenger RNA, 1876 nt
Organism: Zingiber officinale
Lineage: Eukaryota; Viridiplantae; Streptophyta; Magnoliopsida; Zingiberales; Zingiberaceae
Exons: 9
Coding region: 239-1516 (425 amino acids)
Source: RefSeq, a predicted model, not a curated record
CUCCUUGACAGCCCCUUUGCCCUAACUUUGGUGGCGGUUCGAUCCCUCCUUUUGCCCUAGCUUUGGUGGCGACGCAGAAGCUGCGAUCCGAGGACGGAGGACGUCGGUUAGGGCGAUUUCAGUCCAGGUGUAUAGUAGAUGUGUUUGAGAGACACUCAACGUCUUUGUUGACCUCUGUUUGGUGAGUAGAGGUGAUAUCUAUCGUCAAAGGAAUCUCACACAAUCUCUUUUAAUAAAUAUGAACAUCUUUAGACGGGGGGGACGUAAACGAAGUUCACAUGGCCAUGCAGCACCUAGCAGUGCACCUACGCCUAUCCCUGAUCAGCCUGUACGACUAUCAAAUUCACCUUCGCCAGUACAGCCAGGACCAUCACAUCUCUCUACGCCAGUUCAAGCAGGACCAUCACAUUCCCCUUCGCGAGUACAUGCAGGACCUUCACAUUCGCCGUCGCCAAUACAUGCAGGACCAUCACAUUCUCCUUCGCCAGUACCUUCACCGCAAAAUUUGGCAGAUCCGGUUCCUACCAGAUACUCAUUUUCUGAGACCCAAGAUGUUCGAAUAUUUAUUGUCCCCUCCGGAGAUUCGUUCGAAAAUUCGGUACGUGUUGUUCACGAAAUUAAUCAAAUCGUGAAUAAUCAUUGGAUGGGGGAUUCUAUGUCUUAUUCAAGCACUCCAUCAUCAAUGAAAGAGUUAUGGUGGAGCGAGUUUAAGCGGAUAUAUAAUUGGGACCUUGCAUAUGAAUUCGAAAUUAAGAAGAACUUCAAGAAAAAAUGUGGCGAUCACAUUCGUCAUACUCUUAGUCAUGCUAAACAAAGGGGUAAAAAGCCACUUUGUAUCACAGAGGAUAAUUGGACUAAGAUCAACAAUUUUUGGUCAACCAACGAAAGCAAACAACGAAGUCAACAGAAUAAAUUAAAUCAAUCUUAUAAUUCUGGAGACUUCUCUGCUACAUAUGCGGGAGGUUCAAUUAAUAUCGAUGAGCAUCGACGCAGAAUGACCAAAGAUAUGGGGAAAGAACCUUCAUUCAUUGAAACUUUCACCAAAACUUUUACAAAAAAGGAUAAGUCUUGGAGUGGGGCUAGAGCAAAAGCAAUAAAGGACAAAUACGAUGAGCUCGAGAUAGCACAUAGAAGUUCAUGUGCUAGUGAGGAAACUGAGUCAUCUGUUGGUAAUAAUUUGGAUUUGUGGUUGGAGGCUAGUGGAGGACAGAAAGGGGGAAGGAUAUUGGGAAUGGGUUCUUUAAGCAAAAAUCAUAGAGUUUCCCGUAAAUCCUUUUCCACCCCAACAGCAGUCACGACUCAGAUCAAUUCCUUGACUGAAGAGGUUUCACAUUUAAAGGGCAUAAUAUUAGAAAGAGAUGAAGAAAGAAGAGUUAGAGAUGCAGAAAUGAGAGCUCUCCGUCAACAACAAAAUUUAAUUAUGAAACAUCUUCAGUUAAGUUCCGCUCCUUCCGAUUUUGGUGACGAUGGCGACGAUGGUGGUGAUGGCGACGAUGGUGGCGAUGGAUCUUCUUGAUUGGUCAGACACAAUGAAAAUCAAUGUUGGAGUAACUAAAAAAUUAUUUUUUUGUUCAUAUAUAGUAAUUUCUUUAUUGUAAUUAUUGAUAUUGUUUAUAUUAUGCAGGAAGAAGAUGAAGAAGAUAGAGAAGAUUUAGUCAUAUUUCGGAUUUUGUUGAAAUAUGGAUGGUUUAGAGCUUAUGAUGUUUGGAUUGUAUGGAUAUUAGAUCUUUUGUGAUGUUUAUAUUUUGAUGUAUUAUAUGUUUGGCUUGCAAGGAUAUUAGAUCAUGUUUGUAUUUUGAUGUAUCAUAUGUUUGGAUUGUAAGUAUAUUAGAUGAUGUUUGCAUUUUAAUUUAUGGAAUGCUUGGAUUUUUUGUGA